AUGUACGAGGUGCCGAGGCCAGCUCUCAUCGCCGCUCUGACGGCGCCCAUGGCCGGAGCCUUCUUCUUGCUACUCAAAACCGGGAACGCGUGCCUCUACGCCGGGAACGUUGUGAUAGGGACCUGCACGGGAGCCAUCACCUCCGCCGCCGCCUCCGCAACCUCAGAGCUCUUCGGGACCAAGUUCUUCGCCGUCAACCACGACACCGUCGUCUCUAACAUCCCCAUAGGGUCGUUCCUUUUCGGCUUCUUCGCGGCCUUCGUGUACCAGAGAGGCGAGAACGGACGGGGGGUUUGCAUGGGAGCCCAGUGCUACGAGAGGACGUUCCUCGUCUGGGGCUGCCUCUGCGCUGUUUCCACACUACUCUUCGCCGUCCUCCACAUCCGAACGCGGAAGAAUCGAUCUGUGGUUAGUGCGUGAUCCAUGGGCAAUGUGGAAACCCCCUGCCUCCGCCCGUUUCGUAGAUUGAUCAGAUACAUACGUGUAUUACAUAUAUUACACAUGAUGGAGAGAUAUGUACACGCGUCCACACACGUGUGGAGGGAGGGAGAGAGAGAGCAUAAGAAUGGAACGUAGAGCGCAUACUGGAACAUACUCCUUUCCUACGAUCUCUCUUUCUUGCUUUCCGAGUAUGCGCAUGUGCCUUCAUUGCUGAGAUUUUUUUGGUUAUUUAAUGGGAGGUUAGUGAGAGGUUAGCCUGCUUGCCAAGUCGCAACGGUGAUUGGUCAUCCCAUUUAAUUUAUGGCCAGGUUUUUAAGAUGCGAAGACUUUGGGCUGCAAUGAAGGGAAGUGCACCCAAUAGGAAAACAGGGUAGAGGAGUAGUACCGGAGAUUUAUUAUCUAUAUACGGUUUUACGAGAAUGAUGGCAAUAACGCUAUUAUAAGGAAAAUGGAUAUUGAAUAAGAAACAACGUGCUUUCAGGAAAAAAACUGGGACUAGGAAAUGGAAUCCUAGAAUGGCACCUUUCAUCUCCGCAAAAUAUAUCAGCAGCCUAUUUAUUAGUCAUGUUUUUAAGGAACCCAUCCGCCCGAAAUGAGUUUUUUUUCUCAUUUGUGGAAAAUAUUUAAUAUGAACCUUAUCUUGAGGACCGCUAGAUUGAUUGCACGUGCCCUCGAUUGCAUAAAAAUAGGUUAUGAGCCUUGAUGUCAUGAUAGAGCUUGUUUUCGUGAGAUUAUUCAGCUGAUAAAUAAGACAAAAUUAUAACACAGAAAAAUAAUCUAUAUACUCAGCUUGAACUCGAUGAUCGCAAUGCUAUGUAAUUUAAUUUCAAUAAUUUUUUAAUCCGACCGUGAAUAUUCCCUUUUGACAGCCUAUUCGAAGGUCGAUGUCGAUGGGGCUUUCGGUGCCUCCAGCGAAGACUUGGUUCGGAGGCCCCUGUGGUCUCAGACAUGAGCUGAAAAGUUUCGAUUGA
Messenger RNA from Spirodela intermedia, 1412 nucleotides. Lineage: Eukaryota; Viridiplantae; Streptophyta; Magnoliopsida; Alismatales; Araceae. The record is from the annotation of a GenBank genome assembly.